Molecule: messenger RNA, 945 nt
Organism: Selaginella moellendorffii
Lineage: Eukaryota; Viridiplantae; Streptophyta; Lycopodiopsida; Selaginellales; Selaginellaceae
Product: S-norcoclaurine synthase 1
Exons: 3
Coding region: 1-945 (314 amino acids)
Molecular function (GO): dioxygenase activity
Source: RefSeq, a predicted model, not a curated record
AUGGCAGAAGAUUUUAGCAUUCCUCUCAUUGAUCUCGCUCCUUUGCACCAGGCGGGAAACGCUCCCAGAGUCGAAGUUCUAGAGAAAAUCUCCAAGGCCUGCGAGGAAUGGGGAUUCUUCCAGGUGAUCAACCAUGGCCUGGAUUUGAAGCUCUUGAGCAAGGUGCUGCACAAUUGCAAGGAGUUCUUCUCUCUUCCAGAAGAAGAGAAAACCAAGAUGGAAACCAGCCAUCCACCCGUGGGAUAUGUAAACAAGAGCGGUGUUGGUGGAAUGGUUGAUAGAAAAGAGCAUUUCUUUGCGCACGUAAGUGACAAUCCAGCGUCCAAUAACGUUUGGCCUGAGAAUCCAUCGACUUUCAGGCCAACAGCCGAGAACUUGAUUCUGGAAGCACGGAAAACUGCAAGUUUUCUCGUGCAGAUCAUGAGCGAGAGCCUUGGCCUUCCCAACGAGCAACGUCUGGAGAUGUACAAAGCCGGCGAUGCUCUGAUCAUGCUGAAGUACCCAGCAUGUCCAGAGGGAUACGAAGGCCCGGUUCUUGCCAAGCACCGAGAUGGAGAUAUUCUCACCAUCGUCGCCCAGCUCAACAAUGCCCAAGGCCUCGAAGUUUUACACGAGAAAGACCAGCAAGAGAUCUGGGUUCCUGUAAAACCAGUGGAAAAUGCCCUGGUUAUCAACGUUGGUGAUGUUCUCCAGGUGUGGAGCAAUGGGCGAUACAAGAGUGUUUUGCAUAGAGUGUCCGGCUCACAAAUGGAUCGCUACUCCUUUGCUUACUUCCAUAUGCCAGUGCCAACCACGCAAAUCUCCCCUCUAGACGCUUUCACCGCGCACGAAAUACCAAAGUACAGACCUUUCAUGCAUGGUGAAUACCUCCAAUUACGCUACGAAAACAAAAAGCUCGACUCCAAGAAUGCCAAGGAAAUCACAAUAGAUUACUAUGCAAUGUAA